This is a messenger RNA of Oncorhynchus gorbuscha (pink salmon), 1680 nucleotides long. RefSeq lists its product as uncharacterized. Gene Ontology annotation, molecular function: protein binding. The coding region runs from base 1 to 1077 and encodes 358 amino acids. The transcript is spliced from 8 exons. The record is from RefSeq and is a predicted model, not a curated record. NCBI's taxonomy places the organism in Eukaryota, Metazoa, Chordata, Actinopteri, Salmoniformes, Salmonidae.
AUGAGCUCUCCCUUUCUGACUGAUUGUGCUGUGUCUGCAGCUUCAAGUUUCAGCACCACAAUAUGCCGUAUCUUUGAGCCGGUUUCACACAGCAGGAAAAAAGUCCUGCAGCAACAGGAAGUUUUUAAAGGAUCUCAAGUGUACAGAGCCAACAACCCCCAGUCCUGCCCUGACCUGUGUGACUGUCCUAUCCAGUGGCCCUCAGCUCUGUACUGUGACCACAGAGACCUUGGAGAGCUGCCGGACAGCAUGCUUUACAAUACACAAUACCUGUUCCUGCAGGGCAACAACAUCUCGUCCCUGCCCUCCUCCUCUCUCACCAACUCCUCAGGACUCCGCUGGCUCAUCCUGGAUGAUAACCGUCUGCAGACAGACGGGCUGCAGACCUCCACGCUGCAGAACCUGACCCAGCUCCAAUACCUGUUCCUCAACCACAAUAAGCUGACUGUCGUGCCCUCUGGCCUGCCCAGGAGCCUGCGGCAGCUCCGACUGGCACACAACCUCAUCACCAGCAUCUCCCCAGGAACCUUCGGGAACUUACAUAAUCUUGCAUUGCUGCUACUGCAGGGGAAUAGGUUGAACGUGAUUACAGAGACUGACUUCACAGGCCUGGUGUCUCUUAACCUGUUGAGCCUGAGCGGGAACCUCUUCUCCUCCUUCCCCUCCCACCUUCCUCCCUCCAUCCAGCAGCUCUACCUCUCCAACAACUCUCUGUCUGGCCUGGGGGAGGAAAGUCUACAGGGCUUCACUAAUCUCAGGUACCUGCGUCUGAGCCGCUGUGGUUUAGUGAGCCCUUCCCUCCACCCCCAAUCCUUCAACCUGUCUUCCCUUGUGGAGCUGGAUCUCUCUUACAACAAGCUGACAACCAUCCCCCUGGUUCCCCUCACACUACAGUACCUGUACUUGGAGGCCAACCACAUACAAGAGUUUAACAUCUCUAGUUUCUGUCGGGAGGUGGGUCCUCUGUCGUACUCCAGGAUGAGGAUCCUUCGUCUGGACGGCAACAAGAUGUCCUAUCAUCUACUACCACCUGAAUGGGUCUACUGCCUCCGAGUCCUGCACCACAUAUACAUCUAACCCUGACCUCGUACCUCUAACCCCCUGACCCUGCCACAACCUUGCUUUGAAGCUUACCUGGAAAGAUUCUGUCAAGAUUCCACAGGUCCGAACAUUCAGAAAUGAACACACAGACAUGCACACAAGUAUGUCCUUCAAACGCACAUCCUUCAAACACACAUCACUCAAGCCCACUCGGACGCACGUUUGGACACACACAAACACAAGCAAGCGCUUACAUGCUCUUCAGAACAGAUCUUCAAUACUCAAUACAUUAAUUUUUUUUGUUAUUUUUUUUAUCCUCCAGGAGUAGAGCUGAGGCUCAUUUAAUGUUGUUUUGCUAGUCUCACCGUAACCACUUCAUCCUGUAACACAGUCUGAUCAGUGUAUGAAGCACAUAGUCAUUCAAAUCAUCCACAAACAUCACCCACCAGGGCUUGUUAAUACGUCACAGUACUGUAGAGUCAACUUGGAGUUGAACUGAUCCAACACGCACAUUGUAUGCGUUUUGUUACUGUAAAGUUUUACAAUAUCGUCAAUGUUUUGCUAAAAGGUCAAAUGAUGUGCUUUAUCGGAUGUAUGACUGUAACGCAUUCUUUUUGCAUAUGAACAGAACAAUAAAAG